Molecule: messenger RNA, 939 nt
Organism: Coffea arabica (coffee)
Lineage: Eukaryota; Viridiplantae; Streptophyta; Magnoliopsida; Gentianales; Rubiaceae
Biological process (GO): blue light signaling pathway
Source: RefSeq, a predicted model, not a curated record
CAAUGCAAACAUUGAUCCAGAUACUGUCAUUGAGACCGUCAGUUAUAUCUUAGUAACCAAUAUCUAUGGCCAACUGUUCUUCAUCUAUUGCUGCAGAUACUAAAACAACCAAUAUGGCCGCUGAUCAUCUCUCUAAAACAAGCAAAACAAGUAAAGCCCAUGAGGGUUCUUCAGAUUUCGACAACUAUCGACCAGUGAUAGCGUCGCCUAGAGUCAGAUGUCAAGAUGCAAAGGCGAAUGGCACAUCAUCAUCAUCAGUGCAGCAGGAUGCUUUGCAACCGAUGCAAAGAGUCCAAUUCAGCAAGAGGAAUCUGGCCGAGAAAAACUGUUUCGGCAUUGGAAUGAAGUGGCUGGAAGGGUUUGCAUACCCGAAAUCUGGGGUCAGGAGGCUUCUCUGAAUGAUUGGAUGGAUUGUUCUUUGUUUGAUUCGUUGCUUGCUCCCAAAGGAGCUGUUUCAGCUCGUGAAGCACUGAUUGCCGAGAGAAAACGAGACAGCACGAGACACUUGAUGAAAAUGGAAACCAGGGGGAACAAUUCAUCUGUAAGGCAGGGAAGUGGUCGAUCUGGAGAUCCUAAACCAUCUAUCGAUGCAUAUAUAAAAUACUGAAGUAUUUCUUUUCUUAUCUUUUCUUUUGCCCUUUUCUUUGUUCUCAAUUUGAAAGAUGGUGUAUCUAAUUCGACUUCCAAGGGACUGAUGCAGGAAUGGUAUUUAUCUUGAAAAUUAUCAAAUAUUUAGCACAAAUUUAAAGAGAGAGAGAGAAAUAGCUGAUUCUUCACUCUAUCGGAAGAAAAUCCAAAAAGUGCAGUGUCCCUUGUUUUUUUCUUUGAACAAAAAGGCAAUCACUUUAAUUUCUUUAUAUAACUUUAGAUUGGUCUCCCUUUAUCUUAAUUAGGAAGUCGAAGUGGAGAUCUUUAGAUUUCAGAAUGGAGUUUCAUCCA